UAUCUUCAUUUUCUCCUAUAUUUGCUGGUGUAGAUUUUGAUUUGUGGUUUGCUUUUACUAUUUGCCUAGGAGUUUGUAGUGUCUUUCGGCGUUUUGGUGAAUUUUCUUGGGAUCUUCGGUUUUUCAGUUAUAGUGAAUUUUCUUGGGAUCUCCGGUCUUCGGCGCUUUUGGAGAAUCUUGGUUUCUUCGAUCUUUUAGCGUUUUGGGGAAUUUUCUUGGAGUCUUCGGCAUUUUGUCUUCGGCGUUUUGAUCUUCAGUCUUUCGGUGAAUCUUGGUAUCUUCGGUCUUCGGCAUUUUUGGUGAAUUUUCUUAGAGUUUUUGGUAUUUUGGUGAGUAUUUCACCUGUCUUUCAGCUGUUUACUGUCUUUCAGCAGUUUACAUGUCUGAACUUGUGGUUUUUGGGUCUUUCAGCGUUUCAGUGGUGA
This is a messenger RNA of Scutellospora calospora, 425 nucleotides long. Lineage: Eukaryota; Fungi; Glomeromycota; Glomeromycetes; Diversisporales; Gigasporaceae. The record is from the annotation of a GenBank genome assembly.